Molecule: messenger RNA, 723 nt
Organism: Dioscorea cayenensis subsp. rotundata (Guinea yam)
Lineage: Eukaryota; Viridiplantae; Streptophyta; Magnoliopsida; Dioscoreales; Dioscoreaceae
Exons: 4
Coding region: 76-558 (160 amino acids)
Source: RefSeq, a predicted model, not a curated record
UUUGUUAUAAUUCUUAUAUAUGUAUAUAUCUCUAUAAGUUUCUUCUUGAUCUUCAUCUUAUCACUAUCUCUAUUAAUGGCUUCUUCUCUUCUUCUUCUUCUUAUCCUCUUCAUGUCUACCUCUUUAUGCUUGUCAAAUCCAGAUGCAGUGGGGAUUGUUGCAAAAGCCUUAGCAUGCUUCAAUGAUCACUAUGUUUACAACCAUUGUGAAGAGGCAUACAGACUAUCAGCAGAAGGGACCAUUCCUGUCCCUCCGGAGGGCACUGAUGUGUAUUGUAGUGGGCCAUGUCUUGCCGAAACUAAACUUGUGCUUAGUUGUCUUCAUGAUAUUUUCUAUAAUUUUCAAUUUUACAAUGGGGCUUCAAUCCAAGAUGUGAGAUAUACCCUUGAUGCCGGUUGUGGUUAUUCUGACAGAAGAGGUGAUUUUAAUGUUGGGGAACAUUUGGAAGGAGAUCCAUAUGGUUUUUAUUAUGACCAUGGAAACAAGAAAGCCAUUCCCAAUUACAUGUUGCUCUUUUACUCUUUCUUCUUGGCAAUAUGGGGGUAUUAUUAUUUCUAAUUAUCAUCACAUAAUCUUAAUUAAGUUAUGCAUCAAUGUUAUUAACUAUGGUCAUGUGAAUCAUCAAUAUUUAGUGAUUUGAUCAUGUACUUAAGUUUGAUCAACCCUUUGAAUGUUUUUGUUUUGUUUGGAUAUAUAUAGUUUGUACUUACUCUAUGUUAUGCA